AUGUCGGCCCCCGCCGGCGCGGACGCGUCCUCCUCCCCCUCCCCCCCCCCCUCCUCCUCCUCCUCCUACGUGUGGUCGUUCGGGUUCGGCAGCAACAUGAACGUCGCGUUCGUGGAGUCGAAGAAGGGCUACAAGGUGCACGCGCAUCGGUGCGCGGUCCUGCGCGGAUGGCGACUGACGUUCAACCUGCACGGACCCGACCGCGUGGAGGAGUCGUUCGCGAACGCGCAGCCGUCCGAGGACCCCGCCGACGAGAUCCACGGCGUCGCGAUCAAGCUCACGGUCGAGGACGCGCUGAAGCUCGACGCGCAGGAGCGCGCGUACCGGAGGGUGGCCGUCGUCGUGCGCGCGUACGACGGGACCGAGAUCGAAGCGCACGUCUACUCCAAAGAGCAGCCGCCGGAGAAGCCCGAGCGGCCGUGCUCGGCGAGGUACCUGAACGUCCUCGUCUCCGGCGCGAGGAGCGCGGGGCUGGACGGCGCGUACGUCGAGAGGCUGGCGAAGACGCCGACGUACGCGCCGUCGGCGGCGACGCUCGAGCUGAGAGCGGCGCUGAGGCGCGUCGCGCCGCGGUCGCUUCAAGUCGUGUUCGGGGGCACGCACCUGGGACGGGACAUCACGACGCGCAUGAGCCGACAGUGGCGGGGGCUCUCGUUGGACGAGAACGACGACCGUGGGCGCCCGCCGUAUCGAACGCCGCGCGCGAUGGACGACGACGCGGAGGAGGAGUUCGUUUGGCAGUGGUGCGACCACUACUUAGGGAAGGCUGGGCUAGACGGCGUCGUGGCGUACUUGAGCGAGUACGCAGAGCAGGCGGAGCGGGAGGAGGCGGCGGAGGACGGCGGCGCGUAG
This is a messenger RNA of Micromonas pusilla CCMP1545, 852 nucleotides long. RefSeq lists its product as uncharacterized. The coding region runs from base 1 to 852 and encodes 283 amino acids. Lineage: Eukaryota; Viridiplantae; Chlorophyta; Mamiellophyceae; Mamiellales; Mamiellaceae. The transcript is spliced from 3 exons. The record is from RefSeq and is a predicted model, not a curated record. Gene Ontology annotation, molecular function: gamma-glutamylcyclotransferase activity.